AUGUCGUUAGAGGGCUACAAUGCCGGCGAUUCGUUACCGUAUCAGGAUGCAACAGCAAAACGGCAGCCAUGGUUGCGAGAUUUUAUGUGUAAAUGGCGAAGUGAAGCGAAAGGUCGUAGUAAAGCGAUGCCUCACGUGAAGACUUAUACUGAUAUCGUGGAUGGCGUACCGCAGUGGAUACUCGUCACUAGCGCCAACCUCUCGAAAGCUGCCUGGGGUGCACUUCAGGUUCGCGCUGUUGCUACUUAA
Molecule: messenger RNA, 249 nt
Organism: Cooperia oncophora
Lineage: Eukaryota; Metazoa; Nematoda; Chromadorea; Rhabditida; Trichostrongylidae
Source: the annotation of a GenBank genome assembly